Molecule: messenger RNA, 3941 nt
Organism: Spea bombifrons (plains spadefoot toad)
Lineage: Eukaryota; Metazoa; Chordata; Amphibia; Anura; Pelobatidae
Gene: ANTXR1
Product: ANTXR cell adhesion molecule 1
Exons: 18
Coding region: 236-1930 (564 amino acids)
Cellular component (GO): membrane
Molecular function (GO): signaling receptor activity
Source: RefSeq, a predicted model, not a curated record
CAGUGCCUCCUCUAAGCAGCAUACAAAUGUGAUGAAAACGUCUACCAACAACAGAGAGAAGGUCUGCGGGGAAGCAAAACUGCUGCAGGCAGCCUGCGAAAAGGAAGCAUAGCCAAAAACUCUGACAUUGAGAUAUUAACAGUGGAUUUUGGUGGCUCUCUUAGUGGAUUGUGCAUUGGCGAGUCUAUAAAAAAAAAAGGAAAGUUUUGUUGCCUUCGCACAGCUUGGAAUCACUAUGGCCGGACCCUGUUUUGGCUUUAAACCUUUGCUUUUUGCCGCAUUUAUACUCCUCUGUGAUGGACAAGGUGGAACUGGAGAACCCAAUGGUCAUUCGUGCUAUGGAGGCUUCGACUUGUACUUUGUCUUGGACAAAUCUGGAAGUGUUCUACACCACUGGAAUGAAAUCUAUUACUUUGUUGAACAUCUGGCCCAGAGAUUUAUCAGCCCACAACUUAGGAUGUCUUUCAUCGUCUUCUCAACGAGAGGAUCCACCUUAAUGAGGCUGACCGAUGACAGAGAGCAGAUCAGACUUGGCUUGGAGGAGCUGCGUAAAGUUCUCCCAGGAGGCGACACAUACAUGCAUGAAGGUAUUGAGAGGGCUAGUGAGCAAAUCUAUCAUGAAAGCAAUGAAGGCUACAGGACAGCAAGCGUCAUCAUUGCUCUGACUGACGGGGAACUCCAUGAAGAUUUGUUUUACUAUGCAGAGCGGGAGGCCAAUCGAUCCCGUGAACUUGGAGCACAAGUAUAUUGCGUCGGUGUAAAAGACUUUAACGAGACUCAGCUGGCACGCAUAGCUGACAGCAAAGAUCACGUCUUCCCAGUCAAUGGAGGUUUUGAAGCUCUUCAAGACAUAAUAGGCUCGAUCCUGAAGAUGUCCUGCAUUGAGAUUCUAGCGGCCGAGCCUUCCAGUAUAUGUGCUGGGACGUCUUUCCAAGUCGUCGUAAGAGGCAACGGUUUCCGAUACGCACGGAAUGUGGAUCGCGUUCUCUGCAGUUUCAGGAUUAACGAGACGUCUGUGCAGACAAAGAAGCCGUUGGUUGUGGAGGACACUUACCUGCUUUGCCCUGCACCCGUCCUCGAAGAUGUUGGCAUGGAGGCUGCUCUCCAAGUCAGUAUGAACAAUGGUGUGAGUUUCAUCUCCAGCUAUGUGAUCAUCACCAGCACACACUGUGCAGAUGGGACCAUCCUGGCAAUAGCCUUGCUCAUACUCUUCCUUCUGUUGCUGCUCGCCCUGUUGUGGUGGUUCUGGCCACUUUGCUGUACUGUGAUCAUCAAAGCACCUCCUCCACCACCAGAGGAAGACAGUGAGGAGGAAGAUGAUGAUGGUCUUCCCAAAAAGAAGUGGCCCACUGUUGAUGCUUCUUACUAUGGAGGCAGAGGCGUUGGUGGCAUUAAGAGAAUGGAGGUGCGUUGGGGAGAAAAGGGUUCAACCGAAGAAGGCGCUAAACUGGAGAAAGCCAAGAAUGCCAGGGUGAAGAUGCCGGAGCAAGAGUAUGAGUUCCCAUCGCCAAAGAUUCUCAACAACAACCUGGGAAAUUCUUCUUCCUCCCGGAAGUGGUACUCCCCAAUUAAGGGUAAACUGGAUGCAUUGUGGGUCCUGCUACAGAAAGGUUACAGUCGAGUGUCCAUAAUGCGACCUCAGCCUGGAGAUAAGGGUCGUUGCAUAAACUUUACAAGGGAAAAGAAGAUGGCGCCUCCAAGAUACCCCUUAAACAAUGCUCCUCUAAUGUCUUCUCCGUCCAGUCCGAUCUAUAUUCCUCCGCAAAGUCCAAUCUAUAAACCGCCUCCUCCAGUAACGCCUCCUCCUCAACCCCUACAUACUCCACCCCCUACUCCAUCUCCAACAAGUUCUCUUCCCCCACCACCCCUAGCCUCUCCUCCAGUUAGAGCUCCUCCUCCAAGCAGGCCCCCUCCCCGCCCAUCCAUUUAGAAUGAUGAGUUCUCCAGUGUUUAUAGGGACGCUGUUGGGGAUAUUGUAGACUUCAUCUUGUCUCUUGGUUGGAUUUGAAGUUCGGCAAUUUAACAAAAACAAUAAACCAAAACCACUUUUUUUACUAUAUAUUCUAUAGAGAGACUGAAUCAGAAUAACCAAUGGAUUUACCAACCCUUGGCUCAAAGAUUUGAAUCUUACUAUAUAGAUUUUUCAAAAAAGACUUUGUCUUUAGACCAUGGAAUCACAGUCUGCAUUUACAACAAAGAUAAGUUUCAGAGGAAAGCUUUUUCUGUCUAACCUCAAAGGGAUCUACUCAGCUAGGUACCAAAACAGACUGGUAUGGUGCAUAUAUUGAUCUACGGAAUUAUUGGUUUAUUCUGGGAAUCUGUUUCUUUAGGAUGUCAUGUAGGUUUGGGGUCUAAAUAUAAGGGAGCAAAGCCAAGUUAGCAGCAAGAACGUGCAAUGUGGUAAGGUGUCUUGUAAAGCCUUGUGAUGGACACUCGCUUCGUGUUAUAACAGAAGUUGUUCUCCACCAAAUGAAACAGCCAGAUGGGAUUCAAGCGUUUUCCCAUCAGGGCUUCCAAAUAACUUCUGUAUGUUUCUUUGAUAAAAGUCGAAUGUUAGGUCACUAGGAGAUUAAGAAAGAAAAGACUCUCUGGAGCAUGUGUAAAUGUUGGAUGAGAGCUCAUGGACAUGUCAAGAGUGGAGUUUAAAGCCUAUAUGGGACCUGAUGAUUUAUAGCAGCAGAAGGCUGGACCUUUGCAAUUAAAUGCUCUGAUGCUGCAGAGUCUUUAAUAAUAGAUUAAGUUUAACAGAUAGGCAUCGCGAUGCGUUGCCGAUUCCUCUCGUUAGUAGGGUAAUUAAUAUCUAUGUAUACAUUAACAUUAGUGUGUUUUGGGGUUUUUAGAUAGCAUAACAUAGAGGAUAUUACUUCUUGCACUCUGUUUAGGGCACUCAGUAAUGUCAGUCGUGGGAGUUAAGUUCUUGUUUAUUUGCUUCUUUUGUGAAUAACUUUUUGUAUGCAUUCAGGUAUAUUUCAAUUUUUAAAAUUAUUAGCGGUAGAAGCUAUACACCCCCAAUUUUACAUUUAUUUCAGUACAUCAGGUAUGAUACCUAUUAUUGAAAAGAAAAAAAAAAAAAGAAAACAUUAAAGUGUCCUAAUGGCUUUUUGGUGACGACCAGAAAAGGAAAUAAAAUCACUACUAAAAUAGUGUGGUCAACCAUGUCAUUGUAUAGAUAGUUAAGGUAAAUUAUUUCCUUCUUCAUUUUUUUAUACAAGCAGAUAAUGUAAAUGGGAAUUUGGAAUAUAAUAAAAAUGUAUGCCUCACAUAAAACCAAAACCUAAUUUUUUAAUUGAUGUUACCAUUUUUUAGGUGGACUCUAAUUUUAUACCAUUUUUAAUGUGACCAUAUGUGAUCUUUACCCUUGUUUAUGAUGAAGACAUUUACAGCCCUUUUACCUGCUAAUUGUAUAACCUUUGGUGGGAAUAUGGUCUACGCAUGCUUCACUUCUACAGUAAGGAACUACUGCCAAAGAAAGUUUACUGAGCACCACAAUUUCCAGGAUUUUCCACAAGGCUAACUGCAGUUUCAUUGAAUAAACCUGUUUGUUAUAUCUGCAGUCAGUAAAACAUUUAAUAUUGUUUUAAAUACCUGUAGGAUACCUGUAGUUUAUGUGCCUAUGGGCACAUGUGAUGUACAGUAUUCUUGGCCCUGAUAUAUUGAUAUAAUGUGGUAUUGUCAAACAUGUCUGCAUACAUUCUUAUUCUUGAUGUAGAUAUUAUUCUCUGCUGUAAACCAACAAGUCAGACAGUGUUUAUUUCCAUUCUAUCUGAGCAGCAGAUGUAAGUUAUUAUCAUACAUGGGAAUUCUCAUCAUGCCAAGCAGUGCUUGCUAUAAUAUGUUUUUCAUAUGUGUGUCUUCCGCUUACUGGAAUGUAACCACUUAAUGUGUACUAAUUAUCUGUAUUGACGAACAUCCGUUUUACAUGCAAUAAAACGUUACAAGUU